UCUUAUUUAAAAACUAUAUUUAACAUUGGGAGUGUACCCCUUCCAGUAGCAGCUGAGAUUUUGGAAAAAGUGACACAAGAGUGAAGAGAGAGAGAAGAAAGAGAAAUGGAAUGCGUAGAGGAGUUCUUGAAGAAAUGCAAACAAUCAGGAGAUGCAGCGUACAGUGAACUACGAUCAGUGUUAGAAAAGCUUGAAAAUCCUGAAACUAGAGUUGAAGCACGAAUAUUCUUAUCUCAUGUUCAGAAACAUUUCGAUUCUAUUACUGAUGAUUGCUUUUCUACUUAUCAUUUCCGAAUCAAUGACAUUCAAUUGGAGCAUUCUUCAGGCUCCCAGCACAGGAAAAAGUUGACAAUGCUGGUGAUUCCUAGCAUUUUUAUGCCAGAAGAUUGGUCUUUCACAUUCUAUGAAGGAUUGAACAGACAUCCUGAAUCCAUCUACAAGGAUAAGAUAGUUGCUGAGCUUGGUUGUGGAAAUGGAUGGAUAACUAUUGCUAUAGCUGAGAAGUGGUCUCCUUUGAAGGUGUAUGGGCUUGAUAUAAACCCGAGAGCUAUAAAGGUUUCCUGGAUUAACCUUUACUUAAAUGCUUUGGAUGAGAAUGGUCAACCCAUUUAUGAUGGUGAGAAGAAGACUCUACUGGAUAUAGUGGAAUUUCAUGAAUCUGACCUUCUAGCUUACUGUAGAGACCAUAACAUAAUGCUUGAAAGGAUUGUUGGCUGCAUACCACAGAUCCUUAAUCCUAAUCCAGAUGCAAUGUCCAAGCUUAUUACGGAAAAUGCAAGUGAGGAGUUUCUCCAUUCUCUCAGCAACUAUUGUGCACUGCAGGGUUUUGUUGAAGAUCAAUUCGGCUUAGGCUUAAUAGCUAGGGCGGUUGAAGAGGGCAUUGCAGUUAUUAAACCCACUGGGAUUAUGAUUUUUAAUAUGGGAGGUCGUCCAGGACAAGCUGUUUGCAGACGUUUGUUUGAACGGCGUGGUUUCCAUGUUAACAAGAUCUGGCAAACGAAAGUUGUUCAGGCUGCUGAUACAGAUAUUUCAGCGUUAGUUGAGAUUGAAAAGAACAGUCCACACCGUUUUGAAUUCUUCAUGGGGCUUACAGGAGAUCAACCUAUUUGUGCACGAACAGCUUGGGCGUAUGGGAAGGCUGGUGGUUGUAUGUCUCAUUCUAUUUCGGUUUACAGUUGUCAACUUCGUCAACCUAAUCAAGUUAAGAGAGUUUUUGAGUUUCUGAGAGAUGGCUUUAAUGAGAUCAACAAUUCUUUGGACUUAUCCUUUGACAAUGAUGCUGUUGCUGAUGAAAAGAUUCCAUUCCUGGCGUAUCUUGGAAGUGUUCUCCAAGAAAAUUCAUACCUCCCUUUUGAGUCACCAGCUGGCAGUAGACGCUUUCGAGACCUUGUAGCAAGGUUCAUGAAAACUUACCAUCAUGUUCCACUUACUGCCAAGAAUGUAGUUGUAUUUCCUUCAAGGACUGCAGCAAUUGAGAAUGCUUUACGGCUGUUCUCACCCAAUCUUGCCAUUGUCGAUGAGCUUUUGACCCGAAACCUUCCUAGGCAAUGGAUGACAUCUUUGGCAAUUGAGAAGAGAGAUUGUAGCGAGGCUUCAGAUGUGGUUACAGUUAUAGAGGCUCCACAUCAGUCAGAUUUGAUGGUUGAGCUGAUUAAGAAGCUGAAACCUCAAGUUGUGGUUACUGGCAUUGCUAAAUUUGAGGCUGUUACUAGUGCUGCCUUCGAGAAUAUGUUGGAUGUUACAAGCAAAAUUGGCUCACGUCUUUUCUUGGACAUAUCUGACCACUUUGAGUUGUCAAGCGUGCCUAGCUCCAACGGGGUCCUGAAGUAUCUUGCAGGAAAUUCUCUUCCAUCACAUGCUGCCAUUGUGUGUGGUCUGUUAAAGAAUCAGGUUUAUACGGACCUUGAAGUAGCAUUUGUGAUUUCAGAAGAUGCAACAAUUUUUCAGGCUCUCGCAAGAACUGUCGAACUUCUUGAAGGGAAUACUUCAUUGAUUAGUCAAAACUAUUAUGGGUGUCUUUUCCAUGAGCUUCUCUCCUUUCAGUUAGCUGAUCGGCAUCCACUUGCAACGAGAGAAUAUGAUGAGAAGAGUUCCACCAAGUUGAUUGGAUUUGCCAGCUCUGCUAUAUCCGUCUUCAGCGAUUCCGAGCUUUCAAUAAGUGAAGGAGACAACGAUUCUUCCCUGAUUCACAUGGACGUCGAUCAAAGCUUUUUGCCAUUGCCUGCACCUAUAAAGACUGCUAUUUUUGGAAGUUUUGCUAGGCAGAAUCUCUCGGAGUCUGAGACAGAUGUGACAAGCGGCGUCAGACAAUUCAUUAAGACCAGAUAUGGGUUCGCAACAAACAAUAGCACAGAAUUUUUAUACUCUGACUAUUCUUUGGGUCUUUUUAACAAGAUGCUGCUUUGCUGUAUUCAAGAAGGUGGCACAUUUUGUUUUCCUGCUGCAUGUAAUGGGAACUAUAUAGCUGCUGCAAAGUUUAUGAAAGCAAACAUUGUUAACAUUCCCACAAAGGCUGAUGUUCGGUUUAAGUUAACUGAUGAUGUAUUGACCAAGGUGCUGGAGUCUGUUGAAAAGCCAUGGCUGUAUAUUUGUGGUCCUACAAUAAACCCUACUGGAUUGCUUUACAGCAACAAGGAGAUGGAAAAUAUAUUAUCAGUCUGUGCGAAAUUCGGUGCAAGGGUUCUGAUUGACGCCUCUUUCUCAGGACUAGAAUAUGACACCGACAAUUGGGAUGCCUGGAAUUUGGAGCCCACUUUAGCAAAGCUAUAUUCCUCUGCCAACCCAACAUUCUGUGUUUCUCUGCUUGGAGGUCUCUCACUAGAGAUGCUUACUGGUGGGCUGACAUUUGCAUUCUUGGCGGUGGAUCACUGUCUUUUAACUGAGACAACCAAUGGGUUUGCUGGUCUAACUAGACCUCACAGUACUACUAGAUAUGCUAUGAAGAAGUUGUUGGCUCAGGCUGAACAAGAAUCUGGUAACCUUUCUGAAUUUGUUACUGAACACAAGGAGAUUUUGAAAAAUAGGUCACAUCGCUUGAAGGAGACACUGCAAAAUUGUGGAUGGGAAGUGCUUCCAUCCUGUGGUGGUGUGUCCAUGGUGGCAAGACCAUCUGCUUAUCUUGGGAAGCAUAUCAAACUCGAGAAUGCUACCAGUCAAAAGAUUGAGAUUGCGGACUCUACCAUUCGACAAGCCAUUUUGGACGCCACUGGUCUAUGCAUCAAUAGUGGGUUAUGGACUGGAAUUCCUGGUUACUGUCGCUUCACAAUCGCUUUACAAGAAGAUGAAUUUGAGCAUGCAUUGGAUCGCAUUACAAAAUUCAAGGAUUUCAUGGGUUAAGUGUUUAAAUUAUGGUCAGUUUCAUUCUUAGCCUAAAUAAUGGUUCAUUGCUGCAUGACUUAGGUGUCAUGCUUAUUGCCUUGUUCGAAAUUCCAAGAGAUCAAGACGAAAGAAAAAAUCUGUCAACCACGAGCUUGAAUAUCUUCCUUGCUUGUGAGGCUAUGGUUUUUGCAAUUUCGGUUGGUUUUGAGCACAGAAUUCUACAGAUUAUAUGUAUACAUGUAAUUUCAUCCUAUUUCGCAUAAUCUAAUUGCAGUCUCUUAAUAGGAGACAUGCGCAAAGGACUCUAUACUAAGAUGUAUUUCCUUACCUAUCAUUUGUCACUCUUGCUCAACUGUGUAAGCAAGUGGUCAUGCAAAAUAAACUUGGAUACACUAGUAUAGUUGAGGUCA
Messenger RNA from Beta vulgaris subsp. vulgaris (sugar beet), 3728 nucleotides. Its product is annotated as methionine S-methyltransferase. The transcript is spliced from 12 exons. Lineage: Eukaryota; Viridiplantae; Streptophyta; Magnoliopsida; Caryophyllales; Amaranthaceae. The record is from RefSeq and is a predicted model, not a curated record. Bases 106 to 3336 code for a protein of 1076 amino acids. Gene Ontology annotation, biological process: biosynthetic process. Gene Ontology annotation, molecular function: pyridoxal phosphate binding; methyltransferase activity.